Molecule: messenger RNA, 979 nt
Organism: Durusdinium trenchii
Lineage: Eukaryota; Dinophyceae; Suessiales; Symbiodiniaceae
Source: the annotation of a GenBank genome assembly
UGUGGCUCAGCUGGACGCCCCCCGCGUACCGUACCCCAUCUUGGUGACUUCGCACGAAACCCCUCAGUGCGCCGUUGCCAUGGCUUUCUCCGCUUCCAUGUUCUUCAAGCUCCUCGUCGCCAGCGUGCCGCUGGUGCGAGGACUUGUCCGAGAAGGAACUCAACAGGCUGGUCCAGUGGCAAUCAUCCCGCUGGACAAGCAGUACGUGCCGGUGAUCCGGAACGAGAAGAUCGUCUCCUACAAGACCGCCUACUUCGGCAAGAUCCACCUGGGCGUCGCCAGGCAACAGACCUUCACCGUGGUCUUUGACACGGGCAGCGCCCACUUGUUCGUGCCAUCGGCCACCUGCCAGAGCCCUGCAUGCACUCGGCACCGCCAGUUCUACCGUAAUGCGUCGGACUCGGCGGUGGACUUGGACCACGACGGGAACCCCGUGCAGAAGAACGCCACGCGGCGCGAUCAGGUGAACAUUGCCUUCGGCACCGGCGAGGUCACCGGAGAGUUUGUGCGAGAGACCGUCUGUUUGAGCCCUGGUGCGAUGGACUCUCCACGCAAGGACUGCACCGAGCUCCGUGUGAUCUUGGCCAGUGAGAUGACGAAGGAGCCCUUCAUGACCUUCGAAUUCGAUGGCGUCCUGGGCUUGGGCCUCGCCAGCCUGGCUGUGGACCCCGAGUUCAGCUUCUUUGGGCAAAUGUCCAAGUUGAAUGGCCUCAGAGAACAGACUUUUGGAUACUUCUUAUCACGGAGCGACAAGGUGCCCAGUGAGAUCUCCUUCGGAGGUCAUGACCCCAAGCGCCUGGCGAGCGACCUGCAGUGGGUUCCGGUGCACAAGCCGGAGCUGGGCUAUUGGCAAUUGAAGCCACGCGGCCGAAGACUGCGGAGGUGGUUUGAGGCGAAAGACUGGGAGCGGAGGUGGGUGCGGAGAGGUGUGUGUGUGUGUGUGUCGUGGGUUGGGGGGGGUUUGACGUUGGAGAGCUAG